UAUAGUCAGACCCUCCAGAACACCAUAAAAAUGAACACAAGAAGUGCCCACUGAAUGACAAUAUAUAAACCCUGAGAUAGGGGCCUGACAGUAGACAAUUUCUGCUCUGCCUUGACACAGAAGCCACAGCGAUGAAGCUCCACACCGCAGCAAUCCUGCUCCUCUUCUGGCUUGGUGUCUUCACUGUGCACACAGUCAAAGGGAGCGCUAUCAGUCAAUCCAUGCGCAAAUUCAGGUGUGUAGAUCUGUCUACAAAGCAGUUGAACAUCCGAAAUCUUGUGAGCUAUGAAAAGCAACAAGUACCAACAGAUGCCAUCAUGUUCAUCACUGCAGGAGGUAUCAAGAUCUGUGUAAGUCCUAAUCAGAAAUGGGUUCAGGCUGCUAUAAAGAGAAUAGAUGAAAGACGUGCUGCCAAACGCAAAUAAUCCAAGUAUCUAAGACCAACCAGCUGGAAUCAUCAUCAGUGCUGCAUGAAACAUCGAGGAAAACCUUACGAUCUGCUUUUAUUUCCUAUUUAUUAAGUGGCAAUAAAAUCUUGGAACAAACACAAACUCACCAGAAUCUAUUCAUCACUGGUUGAAUGCCUGGAGACUUCUUCAUUUUAUGGUUGAACUCUAUUAGUCUGUUUAUUUUCUGAAAUGCUUGCUAAUAUAUAUUUACAGCUGAAUGUAGAUAUCAUCUCAUCUUUGCUGUCCUGAUCAGGAUGGCAUUUAAUGGUGAAUGACUGGUAGUUUCACUCAGUGUAGUGAGGAUGACCACCCACAGGGCUGGGAGAGUGCAGACCUCCAUGCUGAUGGAGACCAGAACAUUCUGCAUUGAGUGCUGGUUUUAAGAAGGUGCUGUCUAAGUUAGUCAGUCACUCUUAUAUAACCUAUACAAACUGAUUUCAUGCUUCAGGCUAUUCCCUGAUCAGUGCCAUAUUCAGAAGAUGAUCCUUGAGUCUUCUAUUUUUACACACAGUAUUGCACUAUUUAUUAGCUCAGUUCACAACAGUGUGUGUGAAUAUUCUCACCUAGGGAUGAUGUGGAGUAAUUCAGUGUAACUAAAUGAAUGUAACCCUGCUCGGUCUUGCCCUGGGGAAGCCUUAUCCUACCAAUGCCAUCUGUGAAGUUACUUCAGUUUUGCCCUCAUGUGAAACAAACGUGAAACAAUUGGUUUGCUUUUCCCAUUGCUUUUCUUUGAAUAAGAACAAACCAUGGCUGGAAUCUGUAUUUCACAAACUCAUAGGAACUCCCUGCCCUAGAGAACUAUGUACAUGGAAAUAUC
Passer montanus (Eurasian tree sparrow) is the source of this 1266-nucleotide messenger RNA. Its product is annotated as lymphotactin-like. Gene Ontology annotation, biological process: lymphocyte chemotaxis; cellular response to tumor necrosis factor; neutrophil chemotaxis. The transcript has 3 exons. Gene Ontology annotation, molecular function: chemokine activity; CCR chemokine receptor binding. Gene Ontology annotation, cellular component: extracellular region. Bases 132 to 425 code for a protein of 97 amino acids. The record is from RefSeq and is a predicted model, not a curated record. Lineage: Eukaryota; Metazoa; Chordata; Aves; Passeriformes; Passeridae.